GUCACGAAUGUUUGAAAAAAUACCGAUAAAAAAAAGCUAAAAAAGAUCCACUCCCCAAAAAUCUUCGUACAAUCGUAACAAAACGCAAAAAGAAUUCAACUUUAAUCAGAUUCCUCACUGAUACACUCAAAUCCGUCGAUUCAAUCCACGCACACAGCUAAAAAAUUCAAUAGUUAUCACACAAUCACAAAACUCACUGCAAUAACCGAUCAGAAAUUAGAAAAGAAUUGAAGAAAAAUGUCAUCUUGGAUCCCUCAACUCUUCAAUCCCUUCUCCGACGGCGAUGAUAAUCCCAAUCCGCCUGAACAUCCCCCACCCCAGAAAAGCCCCACCGCCGCCGCUAGGGAUGAUCUCUCAGCCGUGUUCCGCGGCGUCGCCGCCUUUCUUGCGCCUCCCCCUGCGGCGACGGCGUCUGAGCCGGCUUCCUCAUCGGAGACAAUUGAGGGGAUUAAGAGUGAUUUGGCUGAAAUUCAGGGCACAUUCAGAUCAGGGCUGUCGUUAAUUUCGUCGAAGAUUAGUUCAAAUCUGCUGCAGCUCCAGAAUCAACUCGGUGAUAGAGAUGAUGGGAGUGAUGAUGCGGAAGAAGAUGAGGAAGAUGGAUUGGGAAUUAGUGAUGAGAUUCUGGAUUUUGUUUCGAAAAUCUCGAGGCGGCGGGAGCUGUGGACUGAUUUCCCUCUUUCCUUGCCUGAUGAUGAUUUUCAUUUGUCGGAUUAUCAGAGAGAACAUGCGGCAAAUAUUGAACAUUUAGUACCCGACUUUGAGACGCUGAGGCAAAUAAUCUGCACUCAAAUGAGCACAGAGAAGUUUUGGCUUAUCUACUUUAUUCUACUUCUCCCCAGGUUGAAUGACAAAGAUCUGAAGCUUCUCUCGACUCCACAGGUUGCCGAAGCAAGGGAGACACUUUUCAAGCAGCUACAAAAUAAGAAUGAUCAGGAAACCUCCGAAGGCCCUGCAUCAUCUGAUGCUAAGGAUGCAUCUGCCGAGACUGUAAAUCCAACUCAACUGAAAGAGACUGUUGAAGAACCUGAAUCUGAAUCCAGACAUCAGCCUAAUGCAUCCACCGAGACUCUAAAUCCAACUCAACCGAGAGAGACUGUUGAAGAACCUGAAUCUGAAUCCGGCCAUCAUUCUUCUGCAGUUGAGACACGUCCACUGACUGAUGCUCAAAAGCAAUCUCCCAACGGGGAGGAUGUAUCGUUUAGUGAUCUUGAAGACGACGAAGAUGAUGAUCCAUCAGAGAAGCUAUCAUCAGCACCUAGGGCAUCAACGAGCGACAAAACGUGGGUUCAACUGGACGAGAGCUCUGGAUCUCAGGGUCCUAAGCAGAACGCGUGCCAAGGUGUCUCGAAAGAUAAAGAAUCAGAAGGUGAAGACUCGAACGACUGGCUCACCGUUGAUGAUACUGAUUUCGACAGCUUGGGAGCAGUGUGAAACUUCUCAUAUGCGUAAAUUUGUUUCUCCAUUCCUAUUUUUUUUUACUUUUACAUUUGUGUAUAAAUUAGCUACCUUGAUAAUCAAAAGGUGGGUGGGUGUUAUCACAAUACAUGUCAAGAAAUUGUGUUUAUUGGAUCCAA
Salvia splendens (bonfire salvia) is the source of this 1574-nucleotide messenger RNA. RefSeq lists its product as uncharacterized. The record is from RefSeq and is a predicted model, not a curated record. The coding region runs from base 238 to 1431 and encodes 397 amino acids. The transcript has 3 exons. Lineage: Eukaryota; Viridiplantae; Streptophyta; Magnoliopsida; Lamiales; Lamiaceae.